AUGGCAUACGAUAAUUCUGGCUCCCAUGGCGAGCUCUAUGACUCCACUAUGACUGUCCCCUCCGACUCGGAAAACUACUCGGCCAACAAUGAACUCUCGUCGUCUACCUCAAGCUCCCCGAUGAUCCUUUACAAGCCUCCAACUAUCUGGGGUAUUCUCCGCGGUGCUGCAAUCAAUCUGGUCCUUCCUUUUGUCAACGGCCUUAUGCUUGGAUUUGGUGAACUCUUUGCCCACGAGGCAGCAUUCCGUCUAGGAUGGUCAAACACUAAGAUCUUCCCUACCUACCGCAGAUCGCAUCCCGUGGGCCCUGGAAUCGAGAUUCGUGAGCUCCCCUCAGACCGGAGGCGAGUCACCGCCGGCUUGAAGGACACCGCGUCCUUGGAGUGA
Molecule: messenger RNA, 387 nt
Organism: Penicillium malachiteum
Lineage: Eukaryota; Fungi; Ascomycota; Eurotiomycetes; Eurotiales; Aspergillaceae
Product: TOM13-domain-containing protein
Exons: 2
Coding region: 1-387 (128 amino acids)
Biological process (GO): protein insertion into mitochondrial outer membrane; mitochondrial outer membrane translocase complex assembly
Cellular component (GO): mitochondrial outer membrane
Source: RefSeq, a predicted model, not a curated record